AGAGAGAGAGAGAGAGAGAAUGGCUUCGUUUGAUACCUACAGCGUGACGUCGUCUCAUCCCUUCGACGAUACCUACGAAUCGUACUCCAACUUCAACUCCGCCAACGACGGCUACUCUCCGCCGCCGUACGAUGGUAGCGGAGUUGGAUUCCCGGGGGAGGAAGAGGUGACAGUAGAUCACAUCUCUCACUCCGUCGAUAGUCCUGAUCCGUUUGGUUUCGGCUCAGAUCCGAACCCUAACUACUCGCAACCGUCGCCGUUCGAUGAUUCUUCGAUCCCUGUAUCGAAUGGUAAUGGUGGUUCGUACAAUUUAGGCGAAGAUGCUGAGGGAAUUUUCAGUUCCGAUGGUCCGAUUCUUCCGCCUCCGACUGAGAUGCAGCCUGAGGAAGGGUUUGCUCUUCGCGAAUGGCGAAGGAUAAAUGCCAUUCGACUUGAGGAGAAAGAGAAGGCAGAAAAGGAAAUGCGGAACCAGAUUAUUGAAGAAGCUGAAGAUUAUAAAAUAGCUUUCUAUGAGAAAAGAAAGCUUAAUAUUGAAACUAACAAGACCAACAACAGAGAAAAAGAGAAGUUCUACGUUGCUAAUCAAGAAAAGUUCCAUAAAGAGGCUGAUAAACAAUACUGGAAAGCAAUAGCAGAGCUCAUUCCUAAUGAGGUUCCCACUAUCGAGAAGAGAGGAAAAAAGAAGGAUCAAGAUAAGAAGCCAUCAAUCACAGUCGUCCAAGGCCCGAAGCCUGGAAAACCGACUGAACUGUCAAGGAUGCGGCACAUUUUGGUCAAGCUUAAGCACAAUCCCCCACCUCACAUGCUUCCGCCCCCACCAGCUCCCGCUAAGGAUGCCAAAGAUGGAAAGGAUGGGAAGGACACCAAGGACGGAAAAAGUGCUAAGAAUGGAAAAGAUCUUGCAUCUAAGGCAACUGCAUCUGGGGAUGCACCUGCCAAAGAUGCUGCUUCAAAUGGUUCACACACGGCCAAAGAUGAACCUUCUGCAGCUGCAGCCAGUGACCAGCCUUCUAGUUAGCUUCGUGAGGCCGAUAUAUGUCCUCCCUCCAUAUAUUUUCUUGUUUGCUAUAUUGUGUCCACGAUUCUUAUUACGAAUUUGUGUUCCAUUUAGCUAUGCUACUGAUUACCGAGGAUAAGAAAGUAUUGUAAUUUGCUCCGACUGUGAGUACCUAUUCUUGCAUUGAUUAUGGGUUGUUACUAUUGGAUUGAGGUUUGUUCUAAAGUCUUUGUAUUUUGUUUAUGAAAUUCAGAUAUUUGAGUAUAGAUCUUUUUGUGAGGUGUUUCUAUACAGAGUUUGAAAUGAAUUGGUGUUGCUCUUUGUAGCUUCAGAGCUAAUUUGUGAUUGUUGGCCAUUCAACUUGUAUGGUACGAUUGGAAAGAUUGCUUUUAAAGCCCAGUUGGAGUUAAACAUGGAAUCUCUCUUCA
Molecule: messenger RNA, 1425 nt
Organism: Ilex paraguariensis (yerba mate)
Lineage: Eukaryota; Viridiplantae; Streptophyta; Magnoliopsida; Aquifoliales; Aquifoliaceae
Source: the annotation of a GenBank genome assembly